Molecule: messenger RNA, 684 nt
Organism: Gadus macrocephalus (Pacific cod)
Lineage: Eukaryota; Metazoa; Chordata; Actinopteri; Gadiformes; Gadidae
Gene: brk1
Product: BRICK1 subunit of SCAR/WAVE actin nucleating complex
Exons: 3
Coding region: 49-276 (75 amino acids)
Biological process (GO): cell motility; regulation of actin polymerization or depolymerization; actin filament organization
Cellular component (GO): SCAR complex
Molecular function (GO): protein-containing complex binding
Source: RefSeq, a predicted model, not a curated record
CGUCGGCGUGUGGAGUCAGUACCUCAGUCAGUCUGAAACCAAAGCAAUAUGGCGGGCCAGGAAGAUCCAGUCCAGCGAGAGAUCCACCAAGAUUGGGCCAAUCGAGAAUACAUAGAAGUCAUCACAAGCAGUAUAAAGAAAAUUGCUGACUUCCUGAAUUCCUUUGACAUGUCGUGUCGGUCCCGGCUGGCCACACUCAACGAGAAACUGACUGCGUUGGAACGGCGGAUUGAGUACAUUGAAGCGAGAGUCACAAAAGGAGAGACUUUAACCUAGAAGCUUCGCGGGAUGUGGAAAUCCAAGCUUCCCGGACCCCCUUCACCACCGUUCAACAUUUUUCAUUCGAUGUCUUGGAAAGUCAUGUUCAAUUUUGGGACCAUGUGAAUAUGUUUAAUUGUCCAGUUUUUAUAUGAUACAUGAAUAUGGUGUGUAUGUGUGAACGUUUUUUGUCCCCUCUGUGUUGUUGCAAAUGCUUCUGUUUUUCCUUUUGUUUCUAUACAAUAUUAAGCAUCUUUAUAUUUAAUUAAUACAAAUUAGUUCAUUAAUACAAAAGGGUAAUAAAUUGAUAACCCCCCUGUGCCAUGCCAUGCUUCACUAGUUGUGUAUUCAGCCUUAUGGCCAUGUAGAGUAUAUUGUUGGUAUUUAAUAACUCGUUUUCAUGCUGUAAUAAAGGGAACAUAAUGA